AUGUCCGUCGACCAACGCCCUCUUACCACCCACCACGAGCGCCGCAACUCGCUGGAGAAGCACCUCCAGACCCGUCCAGACGUGCAGGACCUCAAAAACCGCCAUAUCCUGCUGGACACGAACGUCGCUCCGGCCCUCCAAGCGGCCCACCAGGAACUCGCCCGCCAACGAGCUACCGACGAUCUCAAGAACAAGCUGGGGAAGCGACCCGACCGCGACCAGCUCGUCGAGCGGAACAUCCUCCCCGCAACCAACGCUGCCCCAGCGCUACAAGCACAGGCCCGCGACCUCGAACGCAACAUGCUGGCCGAUAACCUCGAACACAAGAUUCAAAACCGCCCCGAGCCCGAGGAGCUUAUUUCGCAGGGCAUCUUGUCCGAGGAUGAGGACCCCCGCUCCGCAUGA
Messenger RNA from Penicillium cinerascens, 405 nucleotides. Its product is annotated as RPEL repeat-containing protein. The record is from RefSeq and is a predicted model, not a curated record. The transcript has 3 exons. The coding region runs from base 1 to 405 and encodes 134 amino acids. Lineage: Eukaryota; Fungi; Ascomycota; Eurotiomycetes; Eurotiales; Aspergillaceae.